This is a messenger RNA of Geosmithia morbida, 774 nucleotides long. RefSeq lists its product as uncharacterized. Lineage: Eukaryota; Fungi; Ascomycota; Sordariomycetes; Hypocreales; Bionectriaceae. The record is from RefSeq and is a predicted model, not a curated record. The transcript is spliced from 3 exons. The coding region runs from base 1 to 774 and encodes 257 amino acids.
AUGCGCGGAGUAGGGUCAGUACCCGUGUGCCUGCCAGCCUGCCAGCAGAGCUGCGCUCAGCCAGCCUCGGUUCCUCCCCCAUCACGCCACGACUUCUCGUCUCUGACCUGGCUCAGUCUGCCCAGCGAUGCCUGCCCUGGUUCGAUCCGUCCUGCUGCUCAUGCUUCCGCUAUCCUCGGGCUGAGACUGGUGGGAGUGGAGAGAUGCUUCCACCGCACCCGCAACUUCAGUCUACCCCCCGAGUACAACUAUGAGGGUGCACCGCCCGUAUACCAAGAUGCCAACCGCACCGAGUCAGGCGGUCUGACCAAGAAGGGCAAGGCGAAGGCUCGGAAGGUGACGUUUAUACGGAUCAUGGCGUCCGUCGUGGUCGUCAGCACCGUCGCUCUGAUCGUCGGUGGAGUUGCUUCCAAGAUUGACGCCAUGAAGAGUGAUGAGAGGGAGGGAUCGAGCAGCAGGAGCGCUCCGAAGCCGGCCGCAACUCCAACACACGACCCCGACAUCGUCGUCAUGCCAUCACAUCCCAGCGCCCCGGCUGCUACGUCGGCACUGUCACCCAUGCAAGAGUCCGCGCUGAUAGUCGACGGAUCGAGAGCCGACAACCCUGACAACGAGAGUGACGAGGACGGGCAUGGAUCGUUGCCGCCCCGAUGUGACGACAUCUCGUGCGCGACGACGGAGCAGCCCGAGGACUGUACGGCUUGGCAGUUUGCACACUUCAUGUCCGAGUUCUGUCUGUCCGACACAGAGCUGUUUUCCGAUAAUUCAGAAUGA